UUUUUUUUCUUUCCUUUGUUUCCACCUCACACUUACAUCCUUCUUUAUAUCCUCACAUCCUGACAUCCUGACAUCCUGACAUCCUCACGCCUUCACAUAACGUCACAUCCUUCACCUCCGAUUACAAUGUCGAUGGCUGCCUCGCUCGAGGCUGCGUUCACUCUCGAUCCCCGGCGGGCACAGCAGCAGCAGCAGCAGCAGUGCCCCAAAAGAGAUUCGCACGCGUCCUUCGCGGCAAGCACGGCGAACACAGGGGCACCAGCACUGCUGCAGCCACUGCAACCGACCGAGUCCUGUCCACUCGAAGCACACCCUCAGAAACACUCACCACAAAGGCAUCUCCUGCUCUCAACACCACCACCACCAACAACAACAACAACAACAACAACAACAACAGCAACAACAAUAUCCCACCCAUCUUUACCCCACCUUUCUUCUUCGUCUUCUUUUUCCUCCUCCUCCACCUCUUCUUCUUCAUCUUCUUCCUUUCAUUUCCAUUCCCAUUCUCAUUCUCAUCCCCAUCCCUCUUCCUCUUCUUCAACAUCAUCCUCACCGCCCUCCUCUCCCUCAUCCACAUCCCCAAAAGACAUCCACUUCAACACAAACACACUCCACCACAGAGAACAGCUACCUCCCCCCUCGCGGCCUGUCUUCACCAACACUCACUUCUCUGCUCUGCCCCACCCCUCUCCACAACAACAACAGCAACAACAACACAACCAUAACUACAACAUCCAGCCCCAGCAGCAGUCCUCUCCUCGUCGCCGCCGACCAUCCCCCUCUGCCCGCACCUCAGUCGACACCAAGGCUGACUACAAACACCCUCCCUCCGCUGGUGGCUACAUAUCCAUGGAUGAUGGUUACUCAUCCCAAGGUGGAUACUCCUCCCAGGGCGGAUUCUACUCCUCUCCUGACGAGUCCAAGUACGCGAGCGGGCCUGGAUACAGCAGUGGCAACGGCUCCAAUGGCGGACGCAGGAAAACAACCCCCCCGUCCUCCCAAGAACAAAGUCGCGCUCCUAUGGAGACCGUCGGCAUGCUCGCCAGUAUCUCAAAAACACUCAGCGCAUGUAAGCAAACACGCAUGCCUCCCUUUAUUAUUUCACAUGUGCACACAUCAAAAAAUAACAACCAAGCAAGCAAAUAAUCAUGCAAGCAACCAUGCAAACAACCAUGUAGCCAAGCAAGCACAUAGUAUGAUACGAUCCCUCUAACACAC
This is a messenger RNA of Gamsiella multidivaricata, 1218 nucleotides long. RefSeq lists its product as uncharacterized. NCBI's taxonomy places the organism in Eukaryota, Fungi, Mortierellomycota, Mortierellomycetes, Mortierellales, Mortierellaceae. The transcript has a single exon. The record is from RefSeq and is a predicted model, not a curated record. Bases 127 to 1146 code for a protein of 339 amino acids.